Messenger RNA from Plasmodium gallinaceum, 1401 nucleotides. RefSeq names its product nucleolar protein 5, putative (gene NOP5). The record is from RefSeq and is a predicted model, not a curated record. Gene Ontology annotation, cellular component: box C/D methylation guide snoRNP complex; small-subunit processome. Gene Ontology annotation, molecular function: snoRNA binding. The transcript has a single exon. NCBI's taxonomy places the organism in Eukaryota, Apicomplexa, Aconoidasida, Haemosporida, Plasmodiidae. Bases 1 to 1401 code for a protein of 466 amino acids.
AUGUUGAUUUUAGUAGAAACAGCAGCAGGGUAUGGAUUAUUUAAAGUUGAGAAUAGUAAAUUAAUUGAAUCAGAUAUAAAGGAUAUUGAAAAAUGUUUUGAAAAUGCCGAAGAAGCAAGAAAAAAUGUCUCUUUAUACAGUUUUAGUAAAUUUAAAAAAUUUCAAAAUGCAUUUGAUGAAACUAACUCAUUAAUGGAAUCGAAAUUGGGAAAAGGAUUAAAAAAAUUUUUAAAAAAAAAUAUAGUAAAACCUAAAUUAAAUGAGUCUUUAGCAUUAUGUGAUAAAGCAUUAGGUGGCAUAAUAAAAAAAAAAUUUAAUAUAAAUGUAACAUAUACAAAUUCAACACAGGAAAUAAUUAGAGGAAUUAAAACCCACAUAUAUGACCUUUUAGUAGGUGUAAAAGAAGAAGAUUCAAAAUUAUUAAAAUUAAGUUUGUCUCAUUCAUUAAAUAGAUUUAAACUAAAAUUUAGCGCAGACAAAGUAGAUGUAAUGAUAGUUCAGGCAGUGGGAUUAUUAGAAGAUCUAGAUAAAGAAAUAAAUGUUUUUUCAAUGAGAUUAAAAGAAUGGUAUGGUUGGCAUUUUCCAGAGUUAGGUAAAAUUAUAACAGAUAACAAAAUAUAUGCCAAAUGUGUAAAAAUUAUAGGAUUUAGAUCUAAUGCAAAAAAUGUGAAUUUAUUAGAGGAAACAACAGAAGAAAUUCAAAAAGAAAUUAAACAGUUAGCAGAAAUUUCAAUGGGAACAGAAAUAGAAGAAGAUGAUUUAAAUUGUAUAAAUGAAUUAGCUGAUAGAUUAUUAGAGUUAACGGAUUAUAGGGAAUCAUUAGCUACAUAUUUAAAAUAUAGAAUGAAUUCUAUUGCACCGAAUUUAACUUAUUUAGUGGGGGAUUUAAUAGGUGCAAAAUUAAUUGCAAGAGCAGGAUCUUUAAUAUCUUUAGCUAAACAUCCUAGUUCUACUUUACAAAUUUUAGGAUCAGAAAAAGCAUUAUUUAGAGCCUUAAAAACGAAAUCAAAAACACCAAAAUAUGGACUUAUAUAUCAUGCAACUAUAGUUGGACAAACAUCCCCAAAAUUAAAAGGAAAAAUAAGUAGAUCCCUAGCAGCAAAAUUAUCCUUAUGCACUAGGGUUGAUGCUCUUGGAAAUUUUUCUGAACCUUCAAUUGCAAUUGCUUGUAAAUCCGAUUUAGAAAAAAGAUUAGAAUAUAUAACAAAUAAUUUACAAAAAAAAGUGAAUCCUUCAGGUUCUAAAUCUCAAUCACAACAAAUUCAACAAAAUAAAUACAACCCAAAUCAAUCAAAUGAUGUACAGAAUAAGAACUUAUUUAAUAAAAAAAAUGAUUUUCGAUUUAAAAGAGAAGCUGACAAAAAUAAUAAAAAAUUUAUUAAAAAGCAAAAGAGGAAGUAA